This is a messenger RNA of Colletes gigas, 1093 nucleotides long. Its product is annotated as HCLS1-associated protein X-1. Gene Ontology annotation, cellular component: sarcoplasmic reticulum; apical plasma membrane; mitochondrion. Gene Ontology annotation, biological process: regulation of actin filament polymerization; negative regulation of apoptotic process. The record is from RefSeq and is a predicted model, not a curated record. NCBI's taxonomy places the organism in Eukaryota, Metazoa, Arthropoda, Insecta, Hymenoptera, Colletidae. The transcript is spliced from 6 exons. Bases 144 to 932 code for a protein of 262 amino acids.
ACUCAUUGUCAGUUAUGUCAAAUCUGGCCACACUGAGACCCAGUACUAGUAAUUAUUAUCUACAUGUAGUUCAUAAAUUUGUGAAAAUACACACGACGUAAUUUCGAUCAUUCUGUCAUCACGAUUAGUAUUGCGUGCAAACAAUGCCGUUUUGGAAUUUCUUCCACGAUAUAUUUUCUGGGAAAAGUUCUGAAGAACCCAGAAACGAUUGGGACAGUUUCAGGAAUCCAAUUUGGCAAAAUGACGAAGAUGACGAUGAUGUCGACGAUUUCAGGCACUCCCGGAAAAGAAAUCAUUUUCAUAUUUUUAGUGAACCGCUAGAAAUUACACGUUAUUUUGAAUCCCAAAUAAAUGAAAUAUUAAAGAAUUUCAUGUUUGAAUUUGGCAGUCAAGUUCCAGGUCAAAAUACAUUUAUUGAUACAUUUCCAUUUGAAAAUUCUCAACAAGAAAACUUACGCGACAAAAUGUUAAAAUCGUCGGAAAAUGUAAAUCAAUUACAACCAAAACUGGACACAGAUUUGGAUAAAGAGGUCACGAUGGACAAUUUUUCCAACAUUUGGAGUCAAUAUAGUAAAGAGGGACAACCUGAGGCUAUGUUUCCAAAACAACGUAUUUUUGGAAAAUCCAUAAGUAAACGUUUCAUCCACAGACCGGAUGGAACAAUAGAACAGAAGCAAGUAAUCAGAGACAAUGAAGGGAACGAAGAAACAAUUAUUUCACAUCAAAAGGGUGACAAAAUGUACACUGUUAUCACCAAAAAAGAUAAAUAUGGUGUAGAAACUAAAACAGAAAAUAUUGUCGAUAUCGACAGCAGUGAAUCGAAAAAAAUAGAGGAUAAAUUGUUACCAUUUAGAGACAAUAGUAUUGAUUUUAAUUUUGGCUUGAAUUACUUUCCUUGGGAAAAGUUUUUCAAACCGGAUCCAAAAUUGUAAUCAAAUUGUUUUUGUAGUAAAUAUUUAUUAACUGGUUGGUAUAGUUUAAUCUGAAGCAGAAAGUUGGACACGAAAUUUAGAAAAAAUAUACAAUAAACUUAUUUUAUUCUAAUGUAAGUUAUUUUACUCAAUAAAGUAUACAAGAUUUUCUGGAAUUUUAA